Messenger RNA from Gamsiella multidivaricata, 401 nucleotides. RefSeq lists its product as uncharacterized. The transcript has 3 exons. The record is from RefSeq and is a predicted model, not a curated record. The coding region runs from base 34 to 273 and encodes 79 amino acids. Gene Ontology annotation, cellular component: respiratory chain complex IV; mitochondrion. Lineage: Eukaryota; Fungi; Mortierellomycota; Mortierellomycetes; Mortierellales; Mortierellaceae.
ACCUCCUUCGUCCUCCAUCGAACCUGAUUCACCAUGCCCGAGAUCAAGAUUCAGACCGCUCCCUUUGACGCUCGUUUUCCCAACGCUAACCAGAGCAAGCAUUGCUGGCAGGCGUAUGGCGACUACUUCAAAUGCAUUGAUGCCCGUGGCGAGGAAUUCACUCCCUGCAACGAGUUCAAGCGGGUCUUCCAGAGCCUUUGCCCCACCGAUUGGAUUAACAAGUGGGACGAGCAGCGCGAGCAGGGCACCCUUCCCUUCAGAACCAAAGUCUAAAAACUGUCUAUCCGAUCUCACUAUCAUACCCCACUUCACCACCAAAAGUGUUUUUGCCGACACACAUGCCAGUAGAACAAUAGCAGCAGAAACAAGUUUAAUUGACAAUAAAGGACCAUAUAUCUGCU